Molecule: messenger RNA, 537 nt
Organism: Protopolystoma xenopodis
Lineage: Eukaryota; Metazoa; Platyhelminthes; Monogenea; Polystomatidea; Polystomatidae
Source: the annotation of a GenBank genome assembly
AGUUGCGCCGCCUCCAUUUGCGCCUCCUGCGAAAACUGCGCUUUGUCCUUUCUUCCGCCGCCGAAGGGUGCGAGCUCGAGCGCUCAACCGGUUUCCGGCGGAUACAGUCACCAGCACCACUCUGUCGGAUCAGGGUCCACGUCUUGGCAACCAUCAGAUUACCGCCGGCCGGGUCGGUCACCGCGCGACCAAGUGACCCAGAAGCCGGAGGUCGAGAUACCACGUACAAAAAGAUCACUCAAUCCACAGGCUUUGCUUGCAACAGUUGACUGUCGGCAGGUUAAUAUCCGGUCAGUUGUCAAGGCGGGCAAGCCUGGAUACGACCUAAUGGGCCGCAGGCUCAUCCCACCUUUUUUGAAGUCCUGUACACGCGAGAAGGGAGGUGCACCUGUCUCUUCUCCGGCCACGGGCUCGGAUCGGGCAAGCAUGGGAUUUAUUGGGCAAGUCGAUCAAAAAUCCGGCACGACAACCCUUUUAAACGGCCCCGUGGCUGCUAGGUCGCUGAUGGCAUGGCAACACGUCGGGCGGGGACGCUAA